Frankliniella occidentalis (western flower thrips) is the source of this 1878-nucleotide messenger RNA. Its product is annotated as trithorax group protein osa-like. Lineage: Eukaryota; Metazoa; Arthropoda; Insecta; Thysanoptera; Thripidae. The record is from RefSeq and is a predicted model, not a curated record.
UCUCCUUCUCACUCUGGGCCCAGUCCCGCGAGUACAGCCAACUCAAGUGGAUCACAACUCCAAGCUUGCAGUAGUUCAUCAAGCCAGCCGACAAGUUCAGGUGGAAACUCAACUUCCGGAACAAGCCCCCGCAAUGGUGGGACUGGUCCUCAAACCAAUCCAUCAUGCAGUCUUGCAAAGCUGCAGCAACUCACCAAUGGCCUUGAAAAUCCUAGCCAUGGGCAUUGUUUAACUCCUCCCACUGGAACUAUGAUGACCGCUCCUUCACCUGGACUGCCUUCCCACCAUCCCCAUAUGUCCAUGACUUCUCCUCCCAGCACCCAUGGCAUGUUUCAGCAACAAAACUCACGUGGUCUUUCUACUUCUCCAUCUGGCAUUCAUGCUAAUUUCCAACAAAGUCAAGAAUACCUUCCUCUUUACCACAAGUAUUAUCAGAGCCAAGGUGGUAUGAGCACUCUACCCUCACCGAUCCAUGUCUCUGGCAGUAGCUCCCGGUCCAACCGGAGUAGCAGCAACAAUAGUAGUGGCACUACAGCAGGAACUGCAUCUAGUGCUAGCAGCAACUCGACCAGCACCAAUAGCUCUAGCAAUCCUAGUAAUCCUGGUAAUGCAGCUGCGCUCAGCCCGGCUGUCCAACAUUCCUCCCUCCAUUCAUCAAGAAUGGGAGUGGGUGUGACUCCCAAUUUAAUGGCUCAGUAUGGCUCAUUCAAUGGAUAUCGUAUGCAGCAACAGAGUCCCUAUAUCACAAACACUGCAGGAUUCAUAAGCCAAUCUGGUCAACUACCCGUACAAAUGAUGGCACAAUCCCAGUAUCAAGACUCACAAAAUAUGUAUCAUUAUUCUUACCUCAAUGGUACUUUAAUGCAGCCUUUAAAUGGCGCUCGGCGGUAGUAUUUUAUAUCUUUUACUCCAGUAAACCCAAUUGGGGACUUCUCCUUAAACAAUAAUUUUGUGGUAAGGAUUACAAGUUAUUACAAACUGGCUCAUUUGACUUCUGAAGUAAAUGGAGACCACUUGUUUAGAUUUUAAGGUCCAUCUUGACUAUAUUUAUUUUUACUUAAGAAACUUAUCUUUCAAUUUUUGGUGUUACAUGGCAAACGCCAGAUUAGUCAUAACAAAAUAUUACCAUCAAAUGGCUGUAGACUUAUUAUUGUGACGUCUCAAUCAAGGUUGUUACAUUUUAACUUCUCCUGGAAUCUUAAAUGCAGAUUUUAUUCGUUGGUUUCUUCUUUCACUAGAUUGUGGCAGUAGGUAACUUUCAAUUGUUAACUUUAUUCAAUGAGUGUAUGUAUGUAUGUAUAUAAUUGUAUGUAAGUAUGUAUAGUCAAGUACAUGUGUAUUGUGAUUGUGUAUAGUUGUAUGUAUGUACCUAUAGUGUUGUGAAAGUAGACAAAAGAGGUUGAAGACCUCGUUAUUGUUGAACAUAAUUUAAUAGUUGUGUUGAUUUCAGUAUUGUAUUAAAUCUGUUCUGCUUUUAAGUUUUUCUGUAUUUUGUAUAGUUGGAUUAGAAAGGGCUUAUUCAGCAAAAGGCUGUCAGUACUGCUAUUAAAAUUUUGUCUUAGCAUAAUUUAUUAUUGUUAACUGUAAGAUGUCAACAACAUUGUAAGUGUUGUUUCUAUUUUUACUUUCAUUUCAUACCAGUGGUGUAAGGAAAUAUUUAAUGAAAUACUACUCCUUACAAACUUCAAUGGAGUGCAUGUCCAAAGAUUUGUAUUAUGUGCCUUGUACCUGUUAAGUCAUUUUUCUGUCAGCCUCUUGAAGAAUUAGCCCUAUGUGCGUGAGUGAUUUCUCAUUCUCACGGAACCCAAAUCAGUGCCUUCUGUGAACCUGAUAGGAAAUUAUAAUAAACUUGGCCAGUUGAUGCAUGUGCAUCAGUUA